AUGACGGCGCGCCUCCUGACCUCGCGUCGCGACAUAUACGCUUCCCCCGGUCUCGAGUCUGUGGGCGACCACGGCGGCGAGCGCAUCAACAAGAAAGUCCAGGCCGCCCUCCGCCGCAUGUGUGGUACCGAGUAUGCGGACGUUGUGGAUGCCGAACUGGCAAAGGUCAAGGCCGCUGGGCGUGGGCGUGCCGAUGCAGACAGUGCGCCGCCCAAGAAACGCGUCAAGAAGGAACCGGGAGUCAAGAAGGAGCCAGGCAGCAAGUCCAAACCACCUGUCAAGCAGGAGAAGAGAAGCAGCAGCGAGAGUGACAGCGGAUACCGCACCGGCGAGAGUGACCAGUGA
Messenger RNA from Apiotrichum porosum, 345 nucleotides. RefSeq lists its product as uncharacterized. The coding region runs from base 1 to 345 and encodes 114 amino acids. The transcript has a single exon. Lineage: Eukaryota; Fungi; Basidiomycota; Tremellomycetes; Trichosporonales; Trichosporonaceae. The record is from RefSeq and is a predicted model, not a curated record.